Hibiscus syriacus is the source of this 342-nucleotide messenger RNA. RefSeq lists its product as uncharacterized. The record is from RefSeq and is a predicted model, not a curated record. The coding region runs from base 1 to 342 and encodes 113 amino acids. The transcript has 3 exons. NCBI's taxonomy places the organism in Eukaryota, Viridiplantae, Streptophyta, Magnoliopsida, Malvales, Malvaceae.
AUGCAUAAAAUCAAAACAGAGGAAGGCGCAAAACCGACGAGAGAAGGACAACGCCGUUUGAACCCACCAAUGAUGGACGUUGUAAAGGAAAAAAUCCAGAAAUUACUUGAUGCAGAUAUUGUUUACCCCAUCUCCGAUAACAACUGGAUUCCGGUGGCACCCGAGGACCAAGAAAAUAAGACAUUUACCUGCCCUUUCAGAACAUUAGCCUACCGUAGAAUGCCCUUUGGACUUUGCAACGCUCCUACAACAUUUCAACGCGCUGAAGUAUUUGAUGAACAAGAAGGAAGCGAAGCCAAGAUUAAUUCAUUGGAUUCUUUUGCUCCAGGAAUUCGAUCUUGA